This is a messenger RNA of Cladophialophora immunda, 615 nucleotides long. RefSeq lists its product as uncharacterized. The record is from RefSeq and is a predicted model, not a curated record. The transcript is spliced from 2 exons. The coding region runs from base 1 to 615 and encodes 204 amino acids. NCBI's taxonomy places the organism in Eukaryota, Fungi, Ascomycota, Eurotiomycetes, Chaetothyriales, Herpotrichiellaceae.
AUGGCACCCAAGGCGAGCCCGGGAGCUGAGAUUGAUAAGAAUAUGACUGAACUUCGUGAGAGAGUAGCUAAGCUUGAGGAGAAAGUGGCUGCUCUUCGGAAAUCGUCUCCCCCGCGGACAGCACAGACGACGAAACCCGACUAUCCGUUGGCGAUGGUGAGUGCAGAGUUGGCCACCAUGUCAGGAAACGAAUCGAGCGCCGACAAUGCUACAGGCAACCCAACUGCUUCCUCCAGCCCUGCAACGGACUCUGAGAAAAGAGAUCUCGUUGGUCUCUACGCUCUUCUCUUCUCCGGCCACUUCAAACGGUUCAAAGACGAGCCGGAGCGCAUGGAGUUUAUAAACACAGAGGUCUUGUACCGCGCCAGGUUUCGCCGCAGCUACCCCAGCAUCCGAGCGAUGCACGCAGACUACGAUCUAAUGCUGCCUCGAUACCUUGCCCACAGCCCAAACGUGUUGGAAAGAGUCGGCGACGAGCUCAACAAGUUCGCCGAAGUGGAAGACUACUGGUGGCCUAAAUGUGUUCACCUGCCCCGACUACGCCAGCUGGGCGUGAUCGAGACGGCCAGGAUUUUUUCAAACUGGAUAAUAGACCGGUCAACCAGACUGUGGUGA